Molecule: messenger RNA, 1056 nt
Organism: Scheffersomyces coipomensis
Lineage: Eukaryota; Fungi; Ascomycota; Pichiomycetes; Serinales; Debaryomycetaceae
Exons: 1
Coding region: 193-855 (220 amino acids)
Source: RefSeq, a predicted model, not a curated record
UUCCAAUUCCCGUCCGAUCUCCGCCCUUUUGCCGUUUCUUUCACGUGCAACCUUUUUAAACGAUUCAAUUAACUCUAAUUGCCCCAACAUAUUAUAUCAAUUCCCAUAUCCAUCCCAUAUUCAUCAAUUGAUAUCUAUCUAUACCUACCAUCACCAAUACAACUAACUACCACCUACCACCUACCACCUACCAUGUCUGAUCCAAGUCAACGUAUCAUCUCUCAUAUGAAUGCUGAUCAUCAAUUAGCUUUAAUUGAUUAUAUUGUCGUCUAUGGUGGAGCUGAAAUUGGUUUAUUCCAAGAAUCAUCAGUUAAAUUAGUUAAACUUGAUGAAAAAUCAUUCACUAUUGAAUAUAGUUUAAACACGGGAGAAAUCGUUCAAUAUUCUCUUGAUUGGAAUGAUGCUUCUGAACUGCAACAUUUAAAAGUUGAAAGUUUUAAAGAUAUUAAAGAUAAAUUAAUCUCUAUGGCAAAAUAUGCUGCUGCUAAACAAGGUUAUUCUGCUCAUAGAAUUACAAAAAUCUUAUUACCUGAUAAUAUCUUUGGUUAUGGAAUGUAUGUUACUGUGAUUACUUUAUUCCUUAAUACUGUUGAUCCAAAUUUAAUUCCAAAAUAUUUAGGUAAUGAUUUCAUUUAUGGACAAAUUGUGAAAUAUAUUCCAACCUUUGUAAAGAAGAAUAUCCCAUUUAUAUUUUAUUUAGUUACUUUGAUUCACGUGUUUGAAGUUAUGUUUGUCUUGGUACCAAAAUUGAAAAAAUAUAGAGUUUCAACCGUUCAAUCCUUUGGUUGGAUCGUGAUGAAUAUGUUUGAAGGGUUUAAUGUGUAUUUUAGAUUUAAUACUUUAACCAAGGAUUAAAUAUACCUAUAGUCUACUUUAUAUAUAUAUAUGUGACUUUUUAUUAAUGUACAUUUCUAUCUAAUGUUUAUGCUUUUUACUUUGACCAUUAUCAUCAAUAUGAUUUCGUUUGUUGGAAGUUUCCUCCUCCUCCUCCUCCUCCUCAUCAUCCUCCUCCCCAUCCUCCUCUUCAUCCUCCCCACUCAAGUCCAACUCUUCACC